AUGGACGAACGGGUACUGCCGUCGGAAGACGAGAUCAAGACAUACUACUGGGAGCACGGCCACCCAUGGUCUGAUACGUAUGACAAUCCAGACCUCAUAAGCUUGCCGAGUCUCCUUCAGUACAAUGCCAACAGGCGACCGGAGCAGGUGGCUUUCCUGCGUCCGCUCAAGGAUUCGUUCGUCAAGGUGACAUGGCGGGAGUUCAAUUCAGCAGUCAAUACCCUCGCCCGGCAUUACUCUUCAGCACUUGAUGUGCAGCUCAAUGAAGCAAUCAAGGUCGACCAACAGCCGACUGUUGCUUUGCUUGGAACAGGCCAUACCAUCGGGUAUUUUGCCACCCAAUUGGCUUUGCUCAAGCUCGGGAUUCGAGUGUUACUGCUCAGCCCCAGCAAUGCCGAUGUAGCGACAAAUCAUCUCUUGACAGUUUGCAAUGCCGUUGCUGUCGUUUCUCAAGCUAACUUGCAGUCGGCUGUCCACGGACUGCACGUCGUGGAGCUGGUGCCCUUCGAACAAUCGAUUGCACACGGUGCGAAUGACGUUUCCAUCCUCGCUUACAAUGCGCGAGAUGUAUGGAACUCGCACUCGCUGAUCAUACAUUCAAGCGGAACGACAGGACUUCCAAAGCCAAUAAUACACACGCAUCGUAGUUUGAUGCUCAUUGCGCGAAUGUACCGGCUCUUCCCCGACUUCGCAAUCAAUAACUGGUACUUGGCAUUUCCGUUGUUUCAUAUUGCUGGCAUAUCAAUAGCUCUUAGUGGCCUUCCCAAUGGGCUUACACUUUCCUUUCCGCCGGAGAAUUGGCCGCCGGCACCAGGGUCGAUACUCUCCGCCUGGAAACAGCUUGCCAAGCUCGGCUUCCCUGUGGACUGUUUGCACUGCGCUCCUGCUGUGAUUCAAGAUCUCUAUGAGUAUAUUACAACUACAGGCAACGACUUCUCGCCGUUAGUGGAUCUCAAAGUGUUACAGCCGGGUGGUGCGGCGCUGAACUUACCCAUGGUCAACAAGCUUAUCCAAGUUGGUGUCAACGUUAAAACGACAUACGGCAGUACAGAAAUUGGACCACCAAUGCGAAGCAUCCCGCAUACACGGCAGAACCCGCACUGUUACCGUGUGCGUAACUUGUAUCCUGAGGAUGAGCAUUAUAAGAUGGAGGCGCUGGGCGACGGACUUUACGAACCUGUUGUGUAUAGGGGCUUCCCGCUUGCCGCCGAACUGUGGCUCGCACCAGACGCUCCGAAUCCUUACCGGACGAACGAUCUUUUCACUGAGGAGCCUUUAGGAAGCGGGCUCUACGUCUUACAAGGCCGCAAGGACGAUCUUCUGGUACACACUAACGGCGAGAAGACUAACGCCCUUCCUCUCCAGAUGGCGCUUGACAGCUGUCCUCAGAUUGUCAAGGCCGCAGUGUUCGGCUCGGGUCGACCUUGCGUCGCCGCUCUGAUUCAACCUUCUACCACAGUCCUUACAGCCGGCGACAGAGAGUGUAUCUUUGCCGCUGUAGAGAGUAGUUCCGUGCUCUUUCCAGCCCACUCCCGCAUUGCGCGUUCCAUGGUGCAUAUACUCGGACAAGGUGAGACCUUACCAGUCACGCCAAAGGGCAGUGUGCGGCGUAAAGAGGCUGAGCGCAUAUACUCUGCUGCUUUAAAUGGUAUGUAUGAAAGGCUCGAGAACGGUGAUCAGCACGACCAUAGCGUGUCUGUUGAGGCUGCGUACUCAGACCAGGAAUAUAUCCUGGCUUGCGUAGAGCAGGCGCUUGGAAGACAAGGAUUGAGAUCUAAUGCUAAUCUGUACCGCCUGGGCCUGGAUUCUCAAAAAGCUGUCAUGCUUCGAUCAAAGUUGAUGAAACGCUUUGGUCGCUUCCCUCUGCACUUCAUCUUCGAGUAUCCAAGCGUAGAAGCUCUUCGUAACAAGCUAGUCGAUCAAGUCUCUUCUGAAGCGGGCAUUACAGCUCCCAACAGACACCACGACUGGGUUCGGCAGGCCAUUGAUCGGUAUACGACUGAGAUCAUGUCCUGGUCGGAGCCGCUGGCCACGCCGCCGGCCACCCCUGGGGAGGAAGUGGUGUAUCUGACCGGUGCUACAGGUGCGCUCGGCAAUGCUCUGCUUGAGUGCUUCGUGGCAAAUCCCACGAUCGAGAAAGUGUACUGUGCGAUUCGUGGCAGCAGUGACCGCCUUCGCUCGUCUAUGAUACAACGGGGCUACUCAUCCGCGGUUGUCAACAGUGCGAAGCUCCACGUCGUGCCUUACUCCAUGGCCGACCUACAUCUUGGACUUGGUGAGGAUUUGUAUGCUCAGCUGGCGGCAAAAGUAACAACGGUAGUACACAACGCUUGGAAGAUGGAUUUCAAUGUCCCAGUGACCGAAUUCGACGGCGAUUGCUUGCAAGGCACGGUGCGGCUGAUGCACUUCGCAAGCACCGGAAGGCGGAAGAUGUUUGCCUUCUCAAGCUCCGUAGCUACCCACCUCGGUCCUGCAGCAUCUGGCUCUGAGGUUGCGGAGACCGAGGCGAUCAACGAACCGUCACUGGCAUUAGACACUGGAUAUGCGCAAAGCAAGUUCAUCAUUGAGAUUGUCUUGCAAGCAUUCGCCAGGAACACAGGCCUCAGUACGAAAGCUUUCCGGAUCGGUCAGCUUUGCGGCCAUUCAAAGCACGGUUCCUGGAAUGAGAGCGAGAUGUUCCCGAUCAUGUUCACCACCGGCCUGAAGCAGCUCAAAGCGAUCCCUACUUUCACCGCCCAGAGUGUCGACUGGCUGCCGGUUGACAUUUGCGCGAAGGCGAUGAGUGACAUCCUUGCCGGCGGAAAAGCCGAGGAGCCUACGCAUGAUCAUAUCUGCAUGGUCCACAACCUGGUGAACCCACGUCCAAUCUCAUGGACCGAUUUCCUUGACUGCCUUACCACUGCGUACGGAGAGUCAAUUCAGCGUGUAUCAAUGGCCGAGUGGGUAGCAGGUCUGUAUAAACUUAGCGAGGCUGGUGUUGUCAGCCCAGGCAUGAAGCUCAUCGGCUUCUUCGAGAGUAUGGCGCAAACACCGACACAGAGCUGCGCGGUAUUCGCAACAAGUCGAUCUGAGAAGCUCAGUGGUGCUCUAGCUUCCGCACCGUGCAUCGAUACGUCGCUGAUGCACCUCUAUCUUCAGAAGUGGAAAGAGACAGGCUUCUUAUAG
Baudoinia panamericana UAMH 10762 is the source of this 3165-nucleotide messenger RNA. RefSeq lists its product as uncharacterized. The record is from RefSeq and is a predicted model, not a curated record. The transcript is spliced from 4 exons. Gene Ontology annotation, molecular function: phosphopantetheine binding. The coding region runs from base 1 to 3165 and encodes 1054 amino acids. NCBI's taxonomy places the organism in Eukaryota, Fungi, Ascomycota, Dothideomycetes, Mycosphaerellales, Teratosphaeriaceae.